Molecule: messenger RNA, 901 nt
Organism: Ixodes scapularis (black-legged tick)
Lineage: Eukaryota; Metazoa; Arthropoda; Arachnida; Ixodida; Ixodidae
Exons: 2
Source: RefSeq, a predicted model, not a curated record
AUGACCGCCAAGCCACACGAGGAGGAGGUGUUCUCAUCGCCGUACACCAGCAGGACACUUCGAUAUAUUCUUCAUGGAAGCCCUGCACAGGACCGCACCCACACGGGCGUUGUUAAGGACACCAAGGCAGCCUUCCGUCAAGGCCAGCCAGUCAAUGGCAUCAAGGGCCCCUCGGUGCUCCUUCCUCUGAAGGGAUUCGACCUCGUGUGGUGCCUGCCCCCGGACUACAUGCACUGCGUCCUGGAGGGCGUCACAAAGCAGUUAACAGAACUGUGGCUGAGUGCAACUGGGGCUCCGUACUACAUUGGAGGUGCAAUAGAUACAUUGAACUCUCGCAUCCUUCAGAUACGGCCUCCCAUCUCAUUCUGUAGGUUGCCCCGGCCUAUAAGUGAGAGAGCUCAUUGGAAAGCCAAUGAGUGGCAAUACUGGUUAUUAUUCUACUCCCUGCCUUGCCUUAAUAACAUCCUGCCAGCUCGGUAUCUCCAUCAUUAUUCAUUGCUGUGCCAAGCAAUGUUUUUAUUGCUUGGCACUAGAGUGACGGAUGCUCAUGUUGCAGAGGCAGAGAAACUUCUUCUCAGGUUUGUAGAACGGAUUGUUCGACUGUAUGGCCAAUCUGCAGCCACAUUUAAUGUACACCAGCUUCUUCAUCUUUCCAAAUCUGUAGAGAUGCUGGGCCCAUUGUGGGGAUUUUCGACAUUCCCCUUUGAAAACGGAAAUGGACAUCUGUUGGGGCACGUCACUGCUGCGCAGGGUGUACCUCAGCAGAUUGCAGAGCGCUGCAUCAUGCAGUCAUUCUUGACAGUAGCGAAGCGUCUGGUGCAUCUUUCAGACUCCCUCACUCAGAGGUGCCAGAAAAUGACUCAGAUUCUUCACAAGCCCGAGCUUGGUGUGCAUCUGCUAG